Leptosomus discolor (cuckoo roller) is the source of this 2047-nucleotide messenger RNA. It is a transcript of the gene TNFRSF11B, whose product is annotated as TNF receptor superfamily member 11b. NCBI's taxonomy places the organism in Eukaryota, Metazoa, Chordata, Aves, Leptosomiformes, Leptosomidae. Gene Ontology annotation, biological process: signal transduction. Gene Ontology annotation, molecular function: protein binding. The record is from RefSeq and is a predicted model, not a curated record.
GGAGACGGGAGCGCACCCCGCCUGACUCCAGCGCGCUGAGGUUUCUUCCACCGACCACAAUGAACAAGUUCCUGUGCUGCACGCUUGUGCUCUUGGAUAUUUCUGUUCAAUGGACCAUCCAGGACGACUCUCCCCCCAAGUAUCCCCAUUACGACCCAGGGACAUCUCGUCAGCUGCUGUGUGACCAGUGCCCUCCUGGGAGCUAUGUCAAGCAGCACUGCACAGCCACCAGCCCGACGCGGUGUGCCCCGUGCCCGGAUCAGUACUACGCCGAGGAGUGGAACAGCCACGAGGAGUGCCAGUACUGCAGCGCCGUUUGCAAAGAGCUGCAGUACGUCGCGCAGGAGUGCACCCCCACGCAGAACCGCGUCUGCCAGUGCGUCGCAGGCCGGUACCUGGAGCUGGAGUUUUGUUUAAAGCACACGGAGUGUCCUCCCGGAUUCGGCGUCGCACAGCCAGGUACCCCUGAGAGUGACACUGUCUGCAAGAGAUGCCCAGAAGGAUUUUUCUCAAAUGAAACCUCAUCCACAGCAGCCUGUCUAAAGCACACAAACUGUAGUGCACUGGGUUUCAAAACAGCAUUGAAGGGAAAUGCAGUUCGUGACAACGUCUGUCAGGAAAAUACAGAUGUGACACCUCAGAAAUGUGGAAUAGAUGUCACCCUGUGCGAGGAGGCUUUCUUCAGGUUUGCUGUUCCUACUCACCUCACACCUAACUGGCUGAACAUACUGGCAGACAGUUUGCCUGGGACAAAGGUUAGCACAGAAAAUAUCGAAAGGAUUAAACAAAGGCACAGUUCUCAAGAGCAGACGUUCCAGCUCUUGAAAUUAUGGAAGCAGCAAAACAAAGAACAGGAUAUGGUCAAGAAGAUUAUUCAAGAUAUUGAUCUUUGUGAAAAUAGUGUCUUAAAGCAUACUGGCCACCUGAACCUCACCUUUGAACAUCUCAACACACUGAUGGCAAGCUUACCAGGCAAGAAAGUGGGAAAAGAAGAUAUCGAGCGCACUAUGAAACUAUGUCAACCUACAGAGCAAGUUCUGAAGCUUCUCAAUCUGUGGAGAAUAAAGAACAGCGACCAAGACACCAUUAAAGGUUUAAUGUAUGGACUGAAGCACUUGAAAACAUACCACUUCCCAAAACGAUCCAUCCAAAGUCUGAAGAAGGUGAUUAAGUUUCUUCACAGAUUUACAAUGUAUAGAUUAUAUCAGAAACUCCUUUUAGAAAUGAUAGGGAACCAAGUUAAAUCAGUGAAAGUAAGAUGUGUCUAGUUCAAGAUAUUUUUCAUUCUCCACUGACUAUUUGUCCCUAAUUACUGCCAGCAGUAAUUAAACUGGAACGUUUUUUCUUCAUGAUGUCUUACUAUUUAUAGAAAUGCCUGACUGGAAUAGCUCUAAGUCUUUCGCAGUGUUUUUGGAGUUUUUUGUUGGGUUUUUGUUUUGUUUUGUUUUUGUUUUUGUUUUUUUUUUAAUAAAGUCACUUUUGUAAAAGCUAUUAACCUGUUGAUAACACUAAGAGCCUGAUUCUACAUUUUUGCACAUUCAGAGUUGAAAAGCCCCACUAUAGUCACUAGAUGAGAAGAGAAUGCUGGACCAGGCUCUACUACAGUAUUCACUAUUUAUAUUCUUCGAGGAAUAAACAUUUUUGUUGUACAUAUUUAUUAAGUUAAAUGGAAAUUGUAUGAGACUGAAUUUGAGGAAGAGAAAUGAAAAGCACACUGUAUAUUUUCUAGUUAGACAAAAAUGAUCCCAUAUAUUUUUCUGGCAAAAUUUUGUAGCAUGCUCUAAGAGUUAUUAAUUUCUUUACAUUUUGUAUUUAAAAAAAAAAGUAUUAUUGCUUAGUUUUAUUUGUAUAAGUUGUGGUGUCUUUUGGUAGAGAUGUUUUAAUUUAUCCAAUGAUUUUAACUCAAAUACGGUGAAAAUAUAGCAUAAGUGACCUGAAUAUUUAACUAUUCUGUGAGGAAGUGAAUGUACCAUAUUUAAGAAGCUGGAUUUUUAUAUAGAAUUUCAUAAUCUUAUUUUAUAAAACAAUUAAAUUUUUCAGUUUACUU